CCUCCACAUGCAUUCAUCCCAUCUCAUCGUCAUCGAUCAUCUCAUUGCACCUGUAGCAAAGCUAGCUAGCUAGGUCCUCUCACAUGGAGGCCCUCGAUCAUUCCGGUAACAUCUCUCUGAGCCUAAGCUAAGCUAGCUAGUACUUGGAGCUAAACCUUUCCUUUGCUUCCUUCCUUGCGCUGUUGCCCUAUAAAUAGCGCCCAAAGCUCCAUUGCACUACCACACAACACUCACUCGGCUAGGCAGAUCGAUCUAGCAGCUGCUAGUAGCAAAACCCUGCGCGCAUACACUGUAGUAUAGCAAGCUCUGCUAAGGCAGCCAUGGCGAAGAAAGCUGCCGCGAUCGCCACGCUGCUGGCCCUGAACCUCCUCUUCUUCACCUUCUCCGACGCCUGCGGCUGCCACUGCGACGGCUCCUGCCCCAGCCCCGGCACCGGCGGCGGCGGCGGCGGCGGAGGAGGAGGCGGAGGCGGCGGCGGCGGUAGUGGGCCAGGCGGAGGCAGCGGCGGCUCCGGCGGAUCCGGCGGCAGCGGAGGCGGCGGAUCGGGCGGUGGAGGAUCCGGCAGCGGAGGCGGCGGCUCAGGAGGAGGAGGAGGAGGUGGCUCAGGGUCAGGGGGGCUAGGAAGAUGCCCGAUCGACGCGCUGAAGCUGGGGGUGUGCGCGAACGUGCUCAACGGGCUGAUCAACCUGGAGCUUGGGACGCCGCCCAAGAAGCCGUGCUGCACGCUGAUCCAGGGGCUGGCGGACCUGGAAGCCGCGGUGUGCCUGUGCACGGCGCUAAGGGCGAACAUCCUGGGCAUCAACCUCAACGUGCCCAUCGACCUCUCCCUCCUCGUCAACUACUGCGGCAAGCGUGUCCCCACAGGCUUCCAGUGCCCAUGAUCAUGCAUCCAUUCCUACCUUAGUGAUCCAACCGCAGUACUACCGCAUAUCCUUUCAAUUUCCUUCGUCUUCGUUGUUGCUCGAUCGUCGUCCCAUGAUCUCAUCCACCAACUAUAUACACGUACGUGUAAUGUAUGCCCGUACUGGUACCACUGUACUAUACUUGCUUAAUUUUCAUCCAUCACUCGCUAGCUCUUGCCGUUUUGUUUUAAUUUCAUGUGCUACUAGCUUGUAUGCUAGUGAUCGCUAGCUUAGCUAGUGAUCUCUCUGUCGUCGUUUGCUGUAGUAAAUGAUGCAUGUACUACAGCAUGCUAGUACUACUAUAUACCUGUUUUAUUUGCUUUCGUUUGUUAAUUCAAGAGCUCAUGUGUCCUUAUUUCCAAUUCCUUAAUAUAUCAAUGAGCUCAAUAAAGGAACUGAA
This is a messenger RNA of Brachypodium distachyon (stiff brome), 1302 nucleotides long. RefSeq names its product proline-rich protein. Bases 321 to 881 code for a protein of 186 amino acids. The transcript has a single exon. The record is from RefSeq and is a predicted model, not a curated record. NCBI's taxonomy places the organism in Eukaryota, Viridiplantae, Streptophyta, Magnoliopsida, Poales, Poaceae.